CUUCUCUUUCUCUCCAUCCACGUGACUUGAUUCUCUCUCUCUCUCUUCUUUCAUUUCACGUAUAUAUUAAUCUGGCUCCAUCUACAUCUGUGAAAGAGAGAGAGAGAUUCAUGAAUCUUUUUACAGAAACACGAACAAGUUUCAGAAUCUGGUCUGACUCUUUGUAACCUUCUCGUUUAAGAUUCAUUGUACGUAUUCAAAUCUACAUUUCUUUGCCAUUGUUGGAAUCUCCGCCUCGAUCGUUUCUUAUCAAAGGAUCUGGUAUUCGAUUUUUGCUAUCGUUUCAAAGCAUGGUCUAAUGAUGAUCCUGAUCUCCGACUGAUCCAAUAACGGUUAAGCAACGCUGUUUUUGAUCCUCCAUUGUUGUUUGCCAUCGAUCAACACUCAGAAAUAAGGAAAUGAAAAGAUGUUAAUAAAGAUGAGCACAUCGUACGUGGCGCACGUGGAAGCACUUCUGUACGACGGACCCAGUCCAACUCGAACCCCACACACAUAGCAAAGUUGGAGUUUUGUUCAUAAAGAAUGGCGUUUAAUACGGCUAUGGCGUCUACAUCUCCAGCGGCGGCAAAUGACGUUUUAAGAGAACAUAUUGGCCUCCGUAGAUCGUUGUCCGGUCAAGAUCUCGUCUUAAAAGGCGGUGGUAUACGGAGAUCGAGUUCCGACAAUCACUUGUGUUGUCGCUCCGGUAAUAAUAAUAAUCGCAUUCUUGCUGUGUCUGUUCGUCCGGGGAUGAAAACGAGUCGAUCUGUGGGAGUGUUCUCGUUUCAGAUAUCGAGUUCUAUAAUCCCAAGUCCGAUAAAAACGUUGCUAUUUGAAACGGACACGUCUCAAGACGAGCAAGAGAGCGAUGAGAUUGAGAUUGAGACAGAGCCAAAUCUAGAUGGAGCCAAGAAGGCAAAUUGGGUCGAGAGGCUGCUUGAGAUAAGGAGACAGUGGAAGAGAGAGCAAAAAACAGAGAGUGGAAACAGUGACGUUGCAGAGGAAAGUGUUGACGUUACGUGUGGUUGUGAAGAAGAAGAAGGUUGCAUUGCGAAUUACGGAUCUGUAAAUGGUGAUUGGGGACGAGAAUCGUUCUCUAGAUUGCUUGUGAAGGUUUCUUGGUCUGAGGCUAAAAAGCUUUCUCAGUUAGCUUAUUUGUGUAACUUGGCUUACACGAUACCUGAGAUCAAGGGUGAGGAUUUGAGAAGAAACUAUGGGUUAAAGUUUGUGACAUCUUCAUUGGAAAAGAAAGCUAAAGCAGCGAUACUUAGAGAGAAACUAGAGCAAGAUCCAACACAUGUCCCUGUUAUUACAUCCCCGGAUUUAGAAUCCGAGAAGCAGUCUCAACGAUCAGCUUCAUCUUCUGCUUCUGCUUACAAGAUUGCUGCUUCAGCUGCGUCUUACAUUCACUCUUGCAAAGAGUAUGAUCUUUCAGAACCAAUUUAUAAAUCAGCUGCUGCUGCUCAGGCUGCAGCGUCUACCAUGACCGCGGUGGUUGCUGCGGGUGAGGAGGAGAAGCUAGAAGCGGCAAGGGAGUUACAGUCGCUACAAUCAUCUCCUUGUGAGUGGUUUGUUUGUGAUGAUCCAAACACAUACACUAGGUGCUUUGUGAUUCAGGGAUCUGAUUCUUUAGCUUCUUGGAAAGCAAACCUUUUCUUCGAGCCAACUAAGUUUGAGGACACAGAUGUAUUAGUCCACAGAGGAAUCUACGAGGCAGCAAAAGGAAUAUACGAACAGUUCUUACCAGAAAUAACAGAGCAUUUGUCUAGACAUGGAGAUAGAGCUAAGUUUCAGUUCACGGGUCAUUCUCUUGGAGGCAGUCUCUCAUUAAUAGUGAAUUUGAUGCUUAUCUCUAGAGGACUCGUUAGCUCUGAAGCUAUGAAAUCCGUUGUCACGUUCGGUUCACCGUUUGUGUUUUGUGGUGGUGAGAAGAUUCUAGCGGAGCUUGGUCUUGACGAGAGUCAUGUUCACUGUGUGAUGAUGCAUAGAGAUAUCGUCCCACGAGCCUUUUCGUGUAAUUAUCCUGACCAUGUUGCUCUCGUUCUCAAGCGUUUGAAUGGCUCCUUCCGUACACAUCCUUGUCUCAACAAAAAUAAACUGUUGUAUUCACCGAUGGGGAAAGUAUAUAUUCUACAGCCGAGUGAGAGCGUCUCGCCGACGCACCCAUGGCUUCCACCGGGAAACGCUCUGUACAUUUUAGAAAAUAGCAACGAAGGUUACUCUCCUACGGCGUUACGAGCAUUUUUAAACCGCCCUCACCCGCUCGAAACGCUGAGUCAACGCGCAGCUUAUGGCUCGGAAGGUUCAGUCUUGAGGGACCACGACUCCAAGAACUACGUUAAGGCCGUGAACGGAGUUCUCAGGCAGCACACGAAGCUCAUAGUUAGGAAAGCCAGGAUACAAAGGAGGAGUGUUUGGCCCGUGCUGACAUCAGCAGGACGUGGAUUAAACGAGAGCCUGACGACGGCCGAGGAGAUCAUGACACGUGUCUAAUGAAGGAAAAUGUACGGUUGUAUAUAAGUGGAAUCACUUCUGAUUAUGCGUUUAUUUACAUUUCUUGUGGGUGAGCCGAAACAAGCGAAUAAAAUAUUGUAAAGAAUAAAUUAUUCUAAACUUCUAAAAUAUUGUAAGCAAAUUAUGGUUGGUGGAGAUUGGAAAAUUUGGUUUUCUCCAACUCCAUGGAUCACUCACUCCCAUUCGAUGCACACCGUUUUACAAAAAUGGGCAUAUAUUAGCAA
This is a messenger RNA of Arabidopsis thaliana (thale cress), 2717 nucleotides long. RefSeq names its product alpha/beta-Hydrolases superfamily protein. Gene Ontology annotation, molecular function: glycerophospholipid phospholipase A1 activity; galactolipase activity. Gene Ontology annotation, cellular component: chloroplast thylakoid membrane; chloroplast. Bases 523 to 2472 code for a protein of 649 amino acids. The record is from RefSeq and is marked reviewed. Lineage: Eukaryota; Viridiplantae; Streptophyta; Magnoliopsida; Brassicales; Brassicaceae. Gene Ontology annotation, biological process: lipid metabolic process. The transcript has 6 exons.